AAAAAAAAAAAAAAAAAAAAAAAAAACUCACAGGGAACAAAUAAAAUUCACAUUUGUGCAGGUUGUGGUCUGCAAAAAUCUACAGGGAUGUCAGCAUCUUCAAUAGCCUAGAUAGUUGACAUAAACUUGAGUAUUGAUACUGUAUAGUACAGUGUAUCAUCCGUGUCAAAGACUGUAAACUUAUCCUCUUUAAAAUCCACGUCAGUCUCACACCAGAGGGAAAAAAACAAAACAAAAUAAUUCAGGUUUUAGUAGAUUAUUCUCUCAUUGCCUUUCAUACUGUAAAACGCAAGUUAAGCCGACCUCCACAACUGUCCAGUUAUUCUAAGGAAGUCAAGCUAUAACUUAGGCUACUUGUCAUUUAUUAAUAGCUCAGCAUUUCCCUUGAAACAGUUUGAUGACAACAUGAUAUGCUGCCAGGGAAACAUAUGCUACACAUUUUGGCACGGUAUAGCUUAUUCGUGGGAUGUAUUAGCUGGUAUAGUCUCUAAACACAACAGCUCAUAGCUGAGGUUCAGUCUUUUUGUGCGUUUCUAUCGCAGACACUUGGUAAAGUGGCACUUUCCUGUUAGCAGUGAGCUGUACACAGGCCGGCUGUGUGUCCUCUGCGAGCACAGAUUGAGCCGCGGGCGUUGCCAUGGCUACACAACGACCCAAUGAGAAGCUCGCGGUGGACUGUUGCUGAAUGAAAAAUAACAGAGGCCAUUUUGCGCAGGAAGCCACUACAUCAUUCAAUUAUAAUAAAAAAAAACGGAAACGGGAGGCAGGUUCAGUCCUUUUGUGGGCAGACAGUGAGUGUUUUCGAGCCCGGCAGAGCGGUGUGUGGCCGCGGAGCGACUGGCGCUUGUGGUCAAAAAAAAAAAAAAAAAAAAAGACAUGCGGUAAUUGUGCCGCGUCGCCUCUUCCUUGGAGGUUACCAUCGUGAGGAAAGGAAAGGGGGCAGGACAGCUCCGCCGCAUUGCUAUGCGAGCCCCAGUGACCCCCGAGAGAGGAAGUCGCCUUUAGUUAGCUGACCGACACCGGCAACAUCCAUGCGCGUCGAAAAACAGGUGUACGGUUUCAUCACACGGACACUGCACUAGCUUCUCAGCCGCUGUAGCUGCCUGUGUGUGAGUGUGUGUGUGUGUGUGUGUGUGUGUGUGUGUGUACUUCGGCGCCUGUCUGAGUGAGGACUUCACUCAUUUCACAUGGAAGAGGCUGAUUACCUGGCGAUAUGUUGAGGAAUUAGUCGAGUGAGCAGGCAGUCGUUUUAAGGCUUUAGGCAGGGUCACAUCUCGGAAUAAAGUUUGACCAGGAGGAGAGAUCUAUUCUGAGCAGUGGGAAGAAGAAAGAAAAAAAAAAUCUGAAUAUAAGAAGAGAGAGGAAGGAAAAGGCAUUUGGGCACACAGCUCACCUAUACCUGACUCUUCUUAGCAAGUCUCCAGUCUUUUGGUUUUAUGACGGAAAGUGUGUCCCCCUGCAGUAGACCAGUAAGAAGUGCUCUUCAAUAUGAAUACAGGUACAGAUAGCGGAGGAUACGCUCGCAAAAGCGUGGCCUUGUCGCUUGUACUCUCUCCCGUGAAGAGGGUCCAGAGCUCACCAAAUCUAGCCACAGGGAGUGAUUCUCACUCAUCAGACUUGGAUUCUUGGCGGUCACGCAGUGCAACAGAUGGCCUUAAGAAUGGAGACGCCAGCAGCUCGUCUCUUGCUGCCAAAGGCUUCCGCAGUGUCAGACCCAACCUGCAAGAAAAAAAGUCACCAACACAGGGGCCUCCCUCUCCCGACCCCACAGCACGGCACUCCCCCUAUCGCUGUCACAGCUCAGACUCACUCGACUACCUGUCAGGCCUAAUGCCCAAGGCUCUAUCGCCCACCCCGUAUGUCCCUAGUGGAGCUGGCAGCGGAGCUGGCAGCACAGCUGGCGCAGUCAGUGGGCCGAGCCUUACUACAGUCAGCAAUGUGAGCAUCGGUGGUUGCGUGUCACCCUCCGCUUCCCCCGUGACGGUGUCAGCUCUCAGCCACUACUCUUCGUCCACGGCGGGUCUGCUGGACGAGCUGCAGAUCUGUAGCCUGGACUCACCUGGCGCCUCACCCACACCAUCGCCCACCCUCAGCCAUGUCUCCACCUACACAUCCACUGCUGGCCCUGAUGAUGUGCUAACAACCUCUGUGGCCUCCACUGCAGCAGCAGCCACUGUCACUAACGGCCAGGUCCUCUCUCACGCUAUGAAUGGAAGUACUGGCCCUCCACAGAGGCCCCUCUCUCCCCCAUCUUAUCCUCCUCCCCCCACCUCACUCACUCACACUGGCCUCCAGAGACAGAGCAGGAGCUCAGCCGGCAGUGAGUCACUUACACGAGAGUCUGUGGUGUCCGGCCACACCAGCGUCAGCAGCACUGUGCCCAUUGCUCGCUUCUCAGAGGAAGAGAAAAAGGUUUCCGUCAUUAAAGCGCCCCAUUAUGAAGGCAUCGGCCCUGUGGACGAGUCUGGCAUCCCUAUCGCCAUCCGCACGACGGUGGAUCGGCCCAAGGAUUGGUACAAAACUAUGUUCAAACAGAUCCACAAGGUUCACAAAGCAGAUGAUGACUAUUCUGAUACAUACAAUGCAACAUACGCUGUCAUUAACAAUGAAGACUACAGCCUGUCAUCUAACACCACCAUGGCCCACCCAGCUCCACGGACACAUACCUACAGGCCACUUGUCAAGAGCCCCUCAGACAACGGAGGGCAUCUGGGCCCUCGGGAGCCUUCACCAUCUCCUGUACCUCCACCACCCCCACCCAUGCCCUCCCUCCUCCAGCUGAGGGCCAGAGACAGCGAUAAAGACGCACCAGAUAUGAAUGAAUGGGGUCCUCCUGACAGGAAAGUUGACACACGAAAGUACCGUGCUGAGCCCAAGAGUAUUUUUGAAUACGAGCCUGGGAAGUCCUCAAUUUUGGAACACGAAAGACCAACCUAUGAUGACAUAGAUUUAGAGAACGAGCCUUGGUAUAAGUUCUUUUCCGAGCUGGAGUUUGGGCGGCCGCCUCCUAAAAAACGGCUGGAUUAUAAUCCAGACAUCUCGGCUCGCCAGCGCAUUGAGACAUCUCUGCACAUCGCUCCUGCUGACAAGGCUCCAGAGAGACCUGCAAGUGUUGCCAGCGACUACAGGAAGAGAAGGAAGUCUGAGCCUUCAAGUUCCCAAGCAAAUGCCCAGUCUUAUCAGGGCAGAUCUGUGACUUCCCCUAAACCAGUGGAUGCCUACAGACCCAGCAGCAGCCUAAAGAAACCUGUCAUUCGUUCCUCACCAUCCUCACCCUCCAGAGCCAAAGACCAGGAUGUCUCCAGGAGUUAUUCUACUAUGGAUGGACGCCGCACACCCCAGAGUAGAAGACCUACUCCUGACAGAGAGGUGUCCCAUAAACAGAUGACACAACUUAUUCUGUUCUCUCUCCUCCAUCAGAACCAGCCUGCGAGAGCCAUUUAUGAUUUUAAGGCACAGACAGCUAAGGAGCUGACAUUUAAGAAGGGCGAUGCGGUGAACAUCAUCAGACAGAUAGACAACAACUGGUAUGAAGGAGAGCACCGUGGACGGGUGGGGAUAUUUCCCAUAUCCUAUGUAGAGAAAAUGCCGUCCUCAGAGAAGCAGCAACCGAUCCGGCCUCCUCCACCAGCACAUGUCAGAGAGAUUGGAGAGGCAGUGGCUCGCUACAACUUCAAUGCUGAUACUAAUGUGGAGUUGUCUCUCAGAAAGGGUGAGAGAGUCAUUGUGAUCAGGCAGGUAGACCAGAACUGGUAUGAGGGGAAGAUCCCAGACACAACCAAACAGGGCAUCUUUCCAGUUUCCUACGUUGACAUCGUCAAACGCUCCCCGUCCAAGAGCUCCGCCCACCACGUUGACCCACAUGGUUACCCUGGAAACAGGACACCAAGCUCUACACCCAAGCGAUUAGUCCAGGAUGCACUCCACGGUGGGGGAGACCCGUACCAGGCCCUGUACAACUACCAGCCUCGCAACGAGGACGAGCUGGAGCUGAGGGAGGGAGACAUUGUGGAUGUGAUGGAGAAGUGUGAUGAUGGCUGGUUUGUUGGGACCUCUCGAAGGAGCAAGUUGUUUGGAACUUUCCCAGGAAACUACGUGAAGCAGCUAUAAUGAUGAUUCCAGACCCCUUUUGGCCCCGCCCCUUUCUGUGACACGUUCAUCGCCCCGUCAGCACAGCACCUGCAGGUCACCACAUCCCAAGAGUGGCCGCCCCAAGACCCGUCGCACAUUUUAUGUAUUUGCGUGUAAUGCGUGGCGGGUCGGCUUCACACAGACAGAACGUUUAGCUCUAACUAGCCAUCUUUGACGGAAGACUUCUAUAAAAAAUAAUGUUGUUUUUUUAACCUUAUCUUUUUAUCCUUAUUUUUCUAUCAUGGAGAACCCAAACUUUGUGCUCCUGUCAGUGACCUUUAACUUUUGACACUGAUGGAAGGAUAUCGAAGGAACUUUGCAAACACUCAAUGAUAGUAAACAGCGCACCGCAGUCGUGCUUUUCUUUCUGUUUCAACCUUUUAAAGGGCAGUAAAAUCACCACAAUCACCUUUUCUUUUUCUUUUUUUUUUUUAAAUUUCAGCUGCAUAUUUAAAAACACUUGUUACAAUUCAUGUCAGUGUUCAAUCACAAUUAUCCCCAAAGACAUUGAGCGCGGAGAGUGUUGUAAAAACAGUAUUCUGUCAGCAGGUCUGUUGUGCAGCCAUGUCAGGUAAAAGAUUGUUACUUUCCACAGUUACAUGUGGAAAGGAAAGACAUGCAUGUAUCAAUGUUAUGUAUUACCCAAGGUAUUGAUUGGUUGAUGGAAAAAGUAUAAAGGUAUAAAAGGAUAUAUUUUAUCCUUUAACACAAUCAUGAAUUACUGCUAAUAUUGCAAAUGAGGAGGUGUAAAAAAAAAAAAUUAUUGACACUAUUGUUAAUACAUUAGAUUUAAACUUUUAGAUAAGAAAAUACAAAAAGAUUCAACUUGUUGGUUUCAAUGUUCUGUCAUCUUCACACUAGGAUUGAUGCACUUUAACGACUCUUUAACACAAAUUUGUGUUUUGUUUUAUUUCAAAAAUUUCACUUUGGAUUUUUACACACGAGAGGUUACUCUGACGGUGGGGCUUUCGGGGGGGAUCUUGGUCAUGUGGGAAAAGUGUAUGCAAAAAAGGUUACCAACCUUUUAGGUAUUAUAUUUAUUAGAGGACGAACACUGGUCAAACUGUGUUAUAAGACGAUUGUAGAAAGGAUGGAACAAUAUUUUGCUUUUAUUGUAUUGAGGAAGCGAACAUCUUUUAACAGCAGCGAACCCACAUUUAAAGGAUUGUUAUUUUAUUGUCAAGUUAAGUAUCACGGCGAAUAACACACUAGUUGAUGGGCUAUAAUGGAUUGCCAGGUGUCAUUAUGUUUUAUGUUGAAUUUAUUUAAGUCAGACGCAGGAUGAAAUGGUAUUUUAUCAAAAACUCUGGUCUUGUAACUGCAGUUUUUCCACUAGAUUGUGGUGGCAUCUUUUAAACCCUGCUGUCAGAGUGAGAGGGUAGUGUGUCACUGUUUCAUGUGUUUAUAUAAUAUUUUACUUAUUGGUAAUUUCCAUCUUAGCUUGUCUUGCUCAGUGAGUAUGAUUUUUUUUUUUUUUCUCAUUUUACCUGUUUCACAUAGAAUGGACACUGACAACAAAACAAUUGUUAAAGCACCUUAAGAUAUAUUUUGUUUUAUCAUUCAUUGUCCCUCACGUCACCUCCUGUCAUUCACUAUUUCAGCUGGUGUGAGAACACAAUGUGUGUGUGCGUGUGUGUGUGUGUGUGUAUGUGUGUGUGUGUGUCUGUGGUGUUUUUGUAAGCCUUUUGUAUGAGAGCUGUAAAAUGGCCAACAUCCACUUGCUUUAUAAAGUCAGCUUUUUCUCACCCACCAUCACAUUUGGUUUCCUCUCUUUCUUUCUUCAUGUUUUCUUCAUCAGUGGUGCUACUUUUCAAUUUUUUUGAAAAGCCGUCAUCAUAGCCGGGCGCGUAGGCCCUUUUUUUCCAGUUAUUCGUGAUUCAGUUAAGAUUCAGUGACAUAUUUAAACAAAAGUUACUGUUAGGUAGAUUGAGUAGAGUUGGUGAUUGCUGCCUUAUAGCCAACUCACUAAUUUAAUAGCCAUGUAUAUGUGAACCUCUUCUGUGAUGCAAAAAAUUAAUUUAUGCAUAUGUAGUUUAGAAAACAUCAGGAAAGUGUGUUGAAGUGUGCACAGAACAUAACCACAAACUCCACAGUGUUGAAACACUAGUCUAGUCUGCCUUUGAUACUACAAUAGGAACAGAUUUGGACAGAAGACGUGAAUUUGACUCCUGAUAUGUUUAUACAUGUAAUGAAAAUGUAAAUCUUAUAUGUUAUUCAUGUUAUUAUCAAAUUCAAUGCACACUCUUGGAGUAUUUCUACAAUAUCUUAGCAUUUGUUGGAUGAUUUUAUGGGGCUGUGUUGCUAAUAAAAUCCAGCUGUUAGAUGACA
This is a messenger RNA of Thunnus maccoyii (southern bluefin tuna), 6459 nucleotides long. Its product is annotated as sorbin and SH3 domain-containing protein 2-like. Gene Ontology annotation, cellular component: plasma membrane. The coding region runs from base 1489 to 4110 and encodes 873 amino acids. NCBI's taxonomy places the organism in Eukaryota, Metazoa, Chordata, Actinopteri, Scombriformes, Scombridae. The record is from RefSeq and is a predicted model, not a curated record. The transcript is spliced from 25 exons. Gene Ontology annotation, molecular function: protein binding.